AGCAGUGAGACCGACAGAGAGACAAGAGACCGACACACACGGCGGAACAAGCAUAGGGGCUCGCAGGUGGCGGCUUGAUUGUGCGAACACACACGAACGAUGUUGUCCCUGGCCAAGAGGAUUCGCGAGACUGUGACUCCAGCGAGAAGGACGUCAGCGUUCCUGAGCCAGGGGGUACUUACCCCCGAGGAGUUCAUCGAGGCCGGCGAGCAGCUAGUGUUCAAGUGCCCAACCUGGACAUGGGAGGCCGGGGACCCGUCCAAGGCGAAGGACUGUUUGCCCGACAAGAGCCGACAGUUUCUCGUUACAAGAAACGUACCGUGUCACAGGAGAGCGAAGGACCUCGAGGGGGAGUACGUUGGAGACACGGAGGUGAUGCUUAGAGACGGAGCGGGAGAUGACGGCAUCGGCUCCGGCGAAGGGGGCUCAGCAGAAUCAGCGGGAGGAGCAGGGGGGGGUAUAUCUGACGAUGCUUGGGUGGAGCCCAAUGUGGUGGCCGAUCCCUCGAGAGGAGGGAGGUAUGGGCCGGGCGGGGGCGACGAUGACGAUGAGGAGGAGUUGCAGCUGGGGGGUGGGGCGAGGCGGUUNGGGGGGGGGAGCGACGGAUCGAGGUACGGCGGGUGUUGUACUGCUGGGUGGGAGUGA
Molecule: messenger RNA, 645 nt
Organism: Ectocarpus sp. CCAP 1310/34
Lineage: Eukaryota; Phaeophyceae; Ectocarpales; Ectocarpaceae
Source: the annotation of a GenBank genome assembly